Molecule: messenger RNA, 447 nt
Organism: Cylindrotheca closterium
Lineage: Eukaryota; Bacillariophyta; Bacillariophyceae; Bacillariales; Bacillariaceae
Source: the annotation of a GenBank genome assembly
AUGUUCUCUGGAAAAUUGGCAGCCAUUCUUGGAACCGCGUUCGCGGGAGUUGCCACUGGAUGUUUGACCUUUGUCAGCUUUGUCGACGUCCGAAGCUUCUUAACUCACGUUGAAGAAGAUCGUACCAAAAUGAUUCAGGAUCACUUUCCAGUUUGGUGGCCGUAUGGCCGUGAUUUGAUGGUUCCUGUGCUAUUGGCAGGUACGAUUUCCAAUCUCACUGCUUACUACCAAACCAAAGACAUCAAAUUUGCCAUUACCUCCGGUUUGAUCUGUUUCGUGGGACCCUACACGGGUAUAGUGUUGGGGGAAGACAUUGAAACAUUGCGAAAGUCUGACCCAGCGGACGUGGCAGAGACCACUCGUCGAUUUUGCAACUUGCAUCAUGUGAGGCUUGUGGUCGCGGCUACAGGAUUUGGGUUUGCCCUUACAGCAUUGGCUGACCUAUAA